Messenger RNA from Mucor mucedo, 561 nucleotides. Its product is annotated as HIT-like domain-containing protein. Gene Ontology annotation, molecular function: catalytic activity. The coding region runs from base 46 to 468 and encodes 140 amino acids. NCBI's taxonomy places the organism in Eukaryota, Fungi, Mucoromycota, Mucoromycetes, Mucorales, Mucoraceae. Gene Ontology annotation, biological process: nucleotide metabolic process. The transcript is spliced from 6 exons. The record is from RefSeq and is a predicted model, not a curated record.
CGUUCUUUUACACUUUUUACGCCGUAUUUUAAGCAACAACGAGCCAUGUCUAGUCAUAACCACCUUGACGAUAAUUGUAUCUUUUGUAAAAUUAUAAAAAAGGAUAUUCCUUCCUUCAAAUUAGUCGAAACAGAAAAGACUUAUGCCUUCAUGGACAUUGAACCUUUGAGUGAAGGCCAUUCAUUGGUCAUUCCCAAGUACCACGCUGAAUUCAUGCACCAAGUACCUGACGAUUUUUUAGCUGAUGUUAUGCCUGUUGCCAAAAAGAUUGCUGCUGCUGGUGGAUUUGCUCAAUACAAUGUUUUGCAGAACAAUGGCAAACUUGCCAACCAAGCUGUACCUCAUGUUCAUUUCCACAUCAUUCCCAAGCCCGAUAAGGAAACUGGACUAGGCGUUCGUUGGAAUCCAAUCAAAAAGGACAUGGCCGAUAUUCAAUCGACUUAUGAUGAUAUCAUGAAGAAAUUAUGAUUGGGUUUCGUCUAAUUAAUUCAGUUUCAGUUUUAAUUUUUUUUUUUAUCUAAAAUAAAAUGCCUGUCAUUUUUUUUAUUGUUUAUUAUCCUC